AUGGGUGUGAGUGAGGAUGGCCUGGCUGUAGAGCAAACCACAGAUCAGCAAUUGGCCAAACAUAAAGAGCUUGCCCCAUACGAUGAGAACUGGUUCUACACACGAGCUGCUUCCACAGUGCGGCACCUGUACCUCCGUGGUGGUGCCGGGGUUGGUUCCAUGACCAAGAUCUAUGGAGGACGGCAGAGAAAUGGUGUCAGGCCCAGCCAUUUCAGCAGAGGCUCAAAGAGUGUGGUUCGCCGGGUCCUCCAGGCCCUGGAGGGACUGAAAAUGGUGGAGAAGGACCAAGAUGGGGGUCGCAAGCUAACACCUCAGGGACAGAGAGAUCUAGACAGGAUCGCUGGACAGGUGGCAGCUGCCAACAAGAAGCAUUAUAACAAAGGAUGCUGGGUUAAUAAAUUGCCUCAUUCAUAA
Molecule: messenger RNA, 414 nt
Organism: Apodemus sylvaticus (European woodmouse)
Lineage: Eukaryota; Metazoa; Chordata; Mammalia; Rodentia; Muridae
Product: 40S ribosomal protein S19-like
Exons: 2
Coding region: 1-414 (137 amino acids)
Biological process (GO): translation; ribosomal small subunit assembly
Cellular component (GO): cytosolic small ribosomal subunit; ribosome
Molecular function (GO): structural constituent of ribosome; RNA binding
Source: RefSeq, a predicted model, not a curated record